GUUUCAACCACGUCUUCAGUCUCAGAGCGGAGCUACUCAGAAGAGCCAAAACAGGAAGGGGGUUGCAAAUCAGUGUGCAAAGGGGAGGACCGAAGCUUCCCCUCCCCCCUUUCCUCCAGUCCCCUCUCAGCCUCCUCCUCCACCUUCCCCACCGCUCGUGUCUCCCCGUUUUGGUUGGUUUUGUUGUUUUGUUUUGUUUUUUUUUUUUUAAUUGUUGUUGUUGUUUUUUUUGUUUUGUUUUGUUUUGUUUUGUUUUCUUUCCUCGCUGGAAAAGACGGUUGCCCGGGUGCUGUGAGAGCGGAGAGCCGGGGGACUGCAGGGCAGCUCGUUUUGCUCCCCGGGCAGAUCGCUUGACAGCCGGUGAGGCGGCUUCCGCGCCCCGGACAUCGUCUCCAGAACCGCGGACAGCGGCUCCAGCACCGCGGACAGCGGCCCCAGCACCGCGGACAGCGGCUCCAGCACCGCGGACAGCGGCUCCAGCACCGCGGACAGCGGCCCCAGCACCGCGGACCGCGCACGCCGCCAACAUGGCUCCGAUCGCGGCCAGCCGCCAGCAGUUCGAUGAAAUUCCUACAGUGGUUGGGAUCUUUAGUGCAUUUGGCCUUGUCUUCUCUGUCUCCCUUUUUGCUUGGAUCUGCUGCCAACGUAAAUCUUCCAAAUCCAAUAAGACCCCUCCAUAUAAGUUUGUCCAUGUUCUGAAGGGGGUUGAUAUUUACCCCGAGAAUCUCAAUAGUAAGAAGAAGUUUGGAGCAGAUGAUAAAAGUGAAGCAAAGAACAAAUCAACGAUGCCAAAGAAUUCUCUCCACCUUGACCUGGAGAAGAGAGAUCUAAAUGGCAACUUCCCCAAAACUACCCCUAAAAUCCAGAGCUCCACUGAUCUUGAAAAUUUGUCUCCUAAGCACUUUUCAGAAAGAAAGAAAGAUUCAGUAUCCCCUGAUAGUUUAAAAUCCAUCACUUCCUUGUCAUCUGAAGAUAAACAAGACAAGCUAGGAACUCUAUUUUUCUCCUUAGAAUACAACUUCGAGAAAAAGGCAUUUGUAGUGAACAUCAAAGAAGCACGUGGGCUGCCAGCAAUGGAUGAACAGUCAAUGACUUCUGAUCCCUACAUCAAAAUGACAAUCCUGCCUGAGAAAAAGCACAAGGUGAAGACCAGAGUGCUGAGAAAAACCUUAGAUCCAGCUUUUGAUGAGACCUUCACAUUUUAUGGGAUCCCCUAUAGCCAAAUUCAAGACUUAACACUUCACUUUGUGAUCUUGAGCUUUGACAGGUUUUCCAGAGAUGAUGUUAUUGGAGAAGUCCUCAUUCCCCUCGCAGGAAUUGAACUGUCAGAAGGAAGGCUGCUAAUGGACAGAGAGAUCAUCAAAAGAAAUGUUAGGAAAUCAUCUGGGCGUGGAGAAUUACUGAUCUCUCUCUGUUAUCAGUCUACAACAAAUACGCUUACUGUGGUUGUUUUAAAAGCGAGGCAUCUACCUAAAUCUGAUGUGUCAGGAUUAUCAGACCCUUAUGUCAAAGUGAACCUGUACCACGCUAAGAAGAGAAUUUCUAAAAAGAAAACUCACGUGAAGAAAUGCACCCCCAAUGCAGUGUUCAAUGAAUUGUUUGUCUUUGACAUUCCUUGUGAGGGCCUUGAUGAUAUCAGCAUUGAAUUUUUGGUUUUAGAUUCAGAUAGGGGGUCAAGGAAUGAGGUCAUUGGCCGGUUAACCUUGGGAUCUUCAGCAGAAGGAACAGGUGGAGAGCACUGGAAAGAAAUUUGUGAAUAUCCUAGGAGACAAAUUGCCAAGUGGCAUAUGCUGUGUGAUGGUUAGCAUCUUAGAGAGGGGUUGGAACUCAAAAAACUAUAUAUAUAUUUCCAUAAACAAGGAGCAGUUUUCUUUCUUUGUUAUGUAUGAUUACAGGCUUGGAAUUACAAGACUUUUUUUUGGAGGGGUGGGGGAAUAAAAACUGGAUUGAAUUAUCAGAACAGAAGGUACCUAAUUUUUCACAGUAAAUAAAAGAAUUUCUAUUUCAUUAGACUUUAACAUGAUUGGAUCAGAUUCAUAUUUUUCUGGAGUAUAAAUAACCUGAAACUUUUGAAGCAUUAUAAACUUCAAUAAGAACAGUCUAUGUUUUAUGAAAAAGUCACUGGAAACCUUAUUAGUACUGCUAUACAGAAGAAAAUAACCUCAUUAAAAUACAUUACUAGAUCUUAAAAAACCAUCUGUGGCUUAUGGGGGAAGGGGCUGAGUCUGUAAAAGCCAUGGGGAAUGAGGGUGAGUAGGAGGGAAACUCCUUCUGCCCCUCCAUCCAAAACCUUCUUUUAUGAAAAUUCAAUCAUUAUUUGUAAUUUUUCAUUAUUUAUAAUUUGAUCAUCCCAAAGACUGAAGAUAUUUUCAGCAAUUUACUUUACAUCAUUUGCAACUAAUUGUUUUAUCUGUCGAAAUACUGUAUAAUUAUUUACACUUGGAUUUUUUUUAAUAUGCAUAUAUAUAACUUGUUUUACUACAGUGACCGAAAUAGAUACAUUCUACAAAUUGUUGAGCAAGUUAACAUACACUGUUUUGUUAAAAGGGCUCCUUUACGGGUGACUGUACAUGUUACAGUAUAGCUGGAUUAGAUAUGGCUUGCAUUUUUUUCCUCUGGCAAGGAUUAUACUUUAAGCAUUUCAAGCCAUGGGAAAGCAUUUCCAUCGAGAUGAGGUAACAUACAGGAUAUUGCAGUCAAUGACCUUUCACCAAUUACGUUUUAAGCCAUUCAGUAAUACUUAAAGUUGUUUCUUCUUUUGUGUCAUUAAAGAACAAACAAAAUAGUGAGACAGAGAACAAAACCUUAUUCUGCUGUUUAACUUACUGAAUUGUGACUAACACCAUUACAGUCAGUAAGACUACUCCUAACAUAGAAAGUUUAAUGCAUUUUUAAACUUUUGCAGGAUAGGAAACCAAGAUCACAUUAUCAUUUAUCCAAUAUUAUGUUAGACAAAUUACUUGAAAAGUGCAUUUAACUUAGAUUAUAUGUAUUAACAUCCAUUAAUGUUUGUACUGAAAAUUGAUGGUGAUAAGGGAACAUAAAAUCCUGAUUUCAUAUUAGUGUGUCGUAUGUAUGUUUAAACUUAAACUGUGUCAGGCUUGGGGAUUAACAAGUGUAACAUAGAAAAAAUAAAUAUAUAAAUAAA
Molecule: messenger RNA, 3148 nt
Organism: Tyto alba (common barn owl)
Lineage: Eukaryota; Metazoa; Chordata; Aves; Strigiformes; Tytonidae
Gene: SYT4
Product: synaptotagmin 4
Exons: 4
Coding region: 528-1805 (425 amino acids)
Biological process (GO): regulation of dopamine secretion; regulation of calcium ion-dependent exocytosis; vesicle fusion
Cellular component (GO): membrane; synapse; axon
Molecular function (GO): calcium ion binding; clathrin binding; phosphatidylserine binding
Source: RefSeq, a predicted model, not a curated record